GGGUAAAUUGGAAUCACCAGAGUCCAGAAAAUCAAAGAGGGGAAAAAAAAAAAACUGCAAAAGAAAUUCUUUGUUGUUCUUCAUCCUUCUUCAAGGUUUCAUCUCUCUUAAAAGUAAGAAUAUAAACAGUAUUUCGGAACAAGUUUUAAGGGAAUACAGAAAUAGAAAUGGCCUUGGAGACUUGUUUUCAAGUUAGCACCAUGACUGCCACUACUAGAGCUUGUGUUCUAAAUGCUCACCACUCAUUUGUCUCCAAGGAGAAGUUCAAUUUGCCAACAUGUAAGGGAUUGAAGCUCUCUGCAAUCUCUCGUUUAUCAUCAUCAACUUCUUCUUCUUCUUGGCCCUCCUCUUUAUCUCCUGUCGAUCACAGAUGCCUCAGAUCCCGCAUUGUCUGCAAAGCCCGAGAAGCCGUGGAUGAAGUUCUGGUGGUGACAGAAACAACCUGGGAAAAUGAAGUCAUUGCAAGUGAGAGGCCAGCUCUGGUGGAGUUCUGGGCACCUUGGUGUGGACCUUGCCGGAUGAUUGCACCAGUGAUAGAGGACUUGGCGAAGACGUAUGCGGGCAAGAUUGUUUGUUACAAGGUUAACACCGAUGAUUGUCCCAACAUUGCCACCAAGUACGGCAUCCGGAGCAUCCCGACUGUGUUAUUCUUCAAGAACGGAGAGAAGAAAGAGAGUGUUAUUGGUGCAGUGCCACUCUCUACUUUAACUGCUGCUAUAGAGAAAUAUUUGGAUUCAUGAAGAUGGAUUAAGAACCCUAUUAUGGAAAACAAUUAUCAAAUCAUCAAGUAUUGUAGUCCAUGAUGAUUUCCUGAAUUUCUUUCUGUAUAUCUGUAAUCAAUUACAAUGAAGUAGUAGUACUACUUCUGUGAUUAUAUAUAUUUGGAAAUAUAAUCGAAUCAUCAAGUAGCUUUGUUAUUUGAUUAAA
Messenger RNA from Macadamia integrifolia, 927 nucleotides. Its product is annotated as thioredoxin M-type, chloroplastic-like. The transcript is spliced from 2 exons. The record is from RefSeq and is a predicted model, not a curated record. Gene Ontology annotation, cellular component: cytoplasm. NCBI's taxonomy places the organism in Eukaryota, Viridiplantae, Streptophyta, Magnoliopsida, Proteales, Proteaceae. Bases 168 to 740 code for a protein of 190 amino acids. Gene Ontology annotation, molecular function: protein-disulfide reductase activity; oxidoreductase activity, acting on a sulfur group of donors, disulfide as acceptor.